CGUUUAUUAUGGCCCCCACUGCUGCAUUAGCUUACACCACGAAUCAGAAAUCCGAGCGUUUAUCUCGUCCAUUCAAUAUCUGACCUCAAACAAGUUGAAAAGAAACUAGCAUUCCCUGAACUGAGCAAAAUACAACCAGCCCGCCUUCAACAUGUCACAACGCCGUCAGACAGCGCUAGCCGCCAUUGAUUCAUAUAAUCAAUGGUCAAUAUCCGCCAUCAUGGCCUUCCGCGACCCGAGCUGCACCCACGAGAUUCUCCCCAAAUCUCUUAACCAACCACUCAUGGACAACAAAAAGUACGAGGCCUACUUCUCGUCCAUGAUACCGGCCUUCAAGAGCUUCAAGGUCGUGGUCCAGGAUGUGUUCGAGGAUGAGAAGGAAAAUAAGGUCGUUGUCUGGGCCGAGAGCACGGCGGAUUCGGUUAUUGGCCCAUAUGCGAAUGAGUAUAUGCUUGCGUUUUACUUUAACGAGGCGGGGGAUAAGGUGGUGCGGAUGUUGGAGUUUGUGGAUUCUAAGAACAGUGCGGUGUUUUUCCCGAAGUUGAAGGGGUGGUUCGAGGAGAGGGCUGCAGAGGGGAGUGCUGGAAAGGGGACGGCUUGAGGAGAUUUAUGAGAGAUGCAAGUUGGGUUCAGGAUGAAGUAUUUUGCCAUAAAAUAGAGACAGACGCACUGGGAACUGCUCAAUCAUAAGUCUGGGUCCUGUCCUCCCACUGGAAUCAAUCACUGCAGCAAGUUGCACGUUGCGUCUUAUUGCAUGAUUCUUCCG
Molecule: messenger RNA, 766 nt
Organism: Pseudomassariella vexata
Lineage: Eukaryota; Fungi; Ascomycota; Sordariomycetes; Amphisphaeriales; Pseudomassariaceae
Exons: 2
Coding region: 152-601 (149 amino acids)
Source: RefSeq, a predicted model, not a curated record